AUUCCAUUCUUGAAUCUGAAUCUUGGAUCCAUAAUUGUGCUAUUUUGAACAGGAUUCACAGAACAUAAUUUGAAUUUGCACAAGACUCGGCCACAAGACUGGCUUGGACUGGUUUGAUUUGUUUUGGAAAUGAACAGUGCACAGACUAUAUCCCUAAACAAAACAGAGAUGGAAAACAUUCCAGAAGACUUCCAAGAACAGGAGAUGAACCACGAGAUGGUGAACAACACUGCAUGUUCUCCCAAUGGCUUCCCAGGGGUUCCUCAUGUGCGCGGACAUGAGUCUGCAGCCCAACGCUACACGGCCACACGUUUACAAGCAGGUUUUCCAGACAGUAUGGCAGACUAUCUGAUAAGUGGAGGAACAGGCUAUAUCCCUGAUGAUGGACUGUCUGCCCAGCAGCUCUUUUCAGUUGGAGAUGGUCUCACCUACAAAUCAGAACAGCAGUCUGUCCCAGACGGACUCACGGCGGAAGAGCUUUGCUCUAUGGGGGACGGUAUGACUUACAAUGACUUCCUGAUCUUGCCUGGCUUCAUUGACUUCACCUCAGAUGAAGUGGACCUGACCUCAGCAUUGACCAAGAAGAUCACACUGAAGACCCCACUCAUCUCCUCUCCUAUGGAUACUGUUACCGAAUCCUCAAUGGCCAUUGCCAUGGCACUGAUGGGAGGAAUUGGCAUCAUUCACCAUAAUUGCACACCAGAGUUUCAGGCCAACGAGGUGCGCAAAGUGAAGAGGUUUGAACAGGGUUUCAUCACUGAUCCAGUGGUCCUGAGUCCUCAUCACACUGUAGGUGAUGUACUUGAAGCAAAAGUUCGACACGGAUUCUCUGGAAUCCCCAUAACUGAGACGGGCAAGAUGGGCAGCAAACUGGUCGGCAUCGUCACGUCACGAGACAUUGAUUUCCUGUCUGAGAAAGAUCAUAACAAACCCCUCGAGGAGGCGAUGACUAAAAGAGAGGAUCUUGUAGUCGCUCCUGCUGGUGUCACACUAAAAGAAGCCAAUGACAUCCUGCAACGCAGCAAAAAAGGUAAACUGCCCAUCGUUAAUGAUAAGGAUGAACUGGUGGCCAUAAUAGCCCGCACAGACCUGAAGAAGAACAGGGACUAUCCUCUGGCCUCCAAAGACUCCCGCAAACAGCUGCUGUGUGGUGCUGCCAUCGGCACCCGUGAAGACGAUAAAUACCGUCUGGACCUGCUCAUGCAGUCUGGAGUGGAUGUAGUGGUUUUGGAUUCGUCACAAGGCAAUUCUGUAUACCAGAUUAACAUGAUCCAUUACAUCAAGCAGAAGUACCCAGAUCUGCAGGUUGUGGGAGGGAAUGUGGUUACAGCUGCUCAGGGGAAGAACCUGAUAGACGCAGGGGCCGAUGCGUUGAGAGUGGGAAUGGGCUGUGGUUCUAUCUGCAUCACACAGGAAGUCAUGGCAUGUGGACGGCCUCAGGGUACCUCCGUGUACAAGGUGGCAGAGUACGCUCGGAGGUUUGGGGUGCCUGUCAUCGCAGAUGGGGGCAUCCAGACGGUCGGCCAUGUGGUGAAGGCACUGUCCCUGGGGGCAUCGACAGUUAUGAUGGGAUCUCUGCUGGCCGCCACCACAGAAGCUCCGGGCGAAUAUUUCUUUUCUGAUGGGGUGCGACUGAAGAAAUACAGAGGCAUGGGCUCACUAGAUGCUAUGGAGAAAAACGCCAGCAGCCAGAAACGAUACUUCAGCGAGGGCGAUAAGGUGAAGGUGGCUCAGGGAGUGUCGGGCUCAGUGCAGGACAAAGGCUCCAUCCAUAAAUUUGUCCCAUACCUCAUCGCUGGAAUCCAACACGGCUGCCAAGACAUUGGUGCAAAAAGCCUAUCUGUGCUCCGGUCCAUGAUGUAUUCCGGAGAGCUGAAGUUCGAGAAGCGGACCAUGUCUGCUCAGGUGGAGGGUGGCGUGCAUGGACUUCACUCUUAUGAGAAACGUCUUUACUAAUGGAGCAUGCAGAACACGGAUGGGAAACAGCGACCAAACCCCUCAGACAAUUCCUAGAACUUACCCCACCCUGCCAGAACCCGUUCUGUGCUCUUCACCGUUCCUCUGGCACGACAACCACCGUGAGAUAUGGAGAAGAGAAUUAUUAAAUGAGUUUGAGAGCAGGACCACAAACUAAUUCAGUCCCCAAAAACAUGGUAGUUGCACUCAAGGGAGCAUCAGGGUUACUGAAAAGCUGCUUGUUUGUGUGUUUUUGCAGCUGUGUUUAUGAGCAUACUGGCAGAAACAAGAUGGCAUUUGCAGCGAAUAUUCUUGAAAGCCUUUUUCCCCCUCCCAAACUGAUUCUUGCAACCAUGUUGUUCUCUUGAAUAUUUUUUUUAAGGCAGCAUCAGUGUCUAUA
Messenger RNA from Carassius carassius (crucian carp), 2356 nucleotides. Its product is annotated as inosine-5'-monophosphate dehydrogenase 1b. Gene Ontology annotation, cellular component: cytoplasm. The record is from RefSeq and is a predicted model, not a curated record. Gene Ontology annotation, biological process: GTP biosynthetic process. NCBI's taxonomy places the organism in Eukaryota, Metazoa, Chordata, Actinopteri, Cypriniformes, Cyprinidae. Gene Ontology annotation, molecular function: IMP dehydrogenase activity. The coding region runs from base 130 to 1956 and encodes 608 amino acids. The transcript is spliced from 16 exons.